This is a messenger RNA of Pseudoliparis swirei, 1961 nucleotides long. RefSeq names its product choline-phosphate cytidylyltransferase B-like. Gene Ontology annotation, molecular function: choline-phosphate cytidylyltransferase activity; phosphatidylcholine binding. The record is from RefSeq and is a predicted model, not a curated record. Bases 134 to 1219 code for a protein of 361 amino acids. The transcript is spliced from 8 exons. Gene Ontology annotation, biological process: CDP-choline pathway. Lineage: Eukaryota; Metazoa; Chordata; Actinopteri; Perciformes; Liparidae.
CACACACACACACACAGACGCAUGCUUGGAAGUCUCCCGUGUGCACUCUAGUUGGGCCCAGCGGAGAGGAGCGGCAGGUGGGUGCUCUGGUGCUGUUGUCAGGAGCCGAGGGAAGGAAGGCAGAACAUCCGGGAUGGCGGGAAAGAGACGAGGCCGAGGCGGCGGCGUGCAGCAUCAACAGGCCCCGCAGAGGCAGAGACGAGGGCCUCCCCAGGCUCUGCGGGAGCCGGCCGCUUUUGCCAAGUCUACCGGUUUUGAAUCAGAGAUCCCUCAUGACAAGUUGACCAUCGCCCAAGCGCGAAGAGGCACACCAGCUCAUCGUCCGGUGAGAGUCUACGCCGAUGGUAUCUUUGAUCUUUUCCAUUCUGGGCAUGCUCGAGCCCUGAUGCAGGCAAAAAACGUUUUCCCAAACACCUACCUGAUAGUAGGAGUCUGCAGUGACGAACUCACCCACAAGUUCAAGGGCGACACGGUGAUGACCGAGGACGAGCGCUACGACGCCCUGAGGCACUGCCGCUACGUGGACGAGGUGGUGCGCGACGCCCCCUGGUCCCUUUCCACAGAGUUCCUCGGGAAGCACAAGAUCGACUUCGUGGCCCACGAUGACAUCCCGUAUACCACGGCUGGAUCGCAGGACGUGUAUAAGCACAUCAAGGAAGCAGGGAUGUUCGUGGCCACCGAGAGGACAGAAGGCAUCUCCACCUCCGAUCUGAUCACCCGUAUCGUCCGAGACUACGACAUCUACGUUCGACGCAACCUGCAGAGAGGCUACACGGCGCGAGAACUCAACGUCGGAUACAUUAAUGAGAAGAAAUACCUGCUCCAGGAACAGGUGGACAAGAUGAAAGAGACGGUCCGUACGGUGGAGGAAAAGUCCAAACACUUCGUCUACAAGGUGGAGGAGAAGAGCCAAGACCUCAUCCACAAGUGGGAGGAAAAGUCGAGAGAAUUCAUCAGAAACUUCCUGGAGCUUUUCGGACCGGAUGGCGCCUGGCAUACCAUUCAGGAGCGCAGCGGGCGCAUGAUCCAGGCCCUGUCCCCGUACUCGUCGCCCCGAGGCUCCCCGAGCAGCAGUCCCACCAGGAGACGCUCGGUUUCUCCCGGCUCCUCGCCUUCCUCUUCAUCCCCCUCCUCUCUCUCCCCUCCUUCCUCCCCCUCCUCAAAGAAAAAGGCCACGCCAGCCUCUCACAAAGCGGCCUCCGCGUACAAUGAGCAGUGAGCUCAGUUCUUCUUCGUUGGUCUUCAAACAGCCUGACGCUCAUUAAUCUGGAUAUUGUGUCUCAGGAGGCUGUUAAUCGAAACCAACAAAUAAAAAAGUCAUACUCUGGUUUAUUGUGCAAUAUAUCAUAAUGCACAAUAAAUAACAUUCAAAUGUUGCUUGCUUAAUCUUCUGUCAUGUGUUACUCUUUGAAAUGUCGAGUACGUACAUUAAUAGAUAAUACAUAUGUAUGACAUAGGAGUCUGUAAUAGAAUACGUGAUAUUUAUUUCAGACAGUGAUAAUCAACACAAAUAUCCCUGUAACUUAAUGUAUUUCAUGGUUACACGCUUCUUGCAAGUUUGGGAGGUGGCUCAAGAUAAUUUAUAUAGUUAAAAAUGCUUCUUUUUGGGAUCCUUUGAAUCAUUUAUUUGUAUUUAUUACAAUGUGAAUACAUUAUGAAAGGCAUAAACUUGACUCAGCAGCAACUCUUGGUUUUACAAAAUUGUACAGCUCAUUUUUUUGCCGUCUGAUCAGCAAAUUUACUGAAAGAAAAAAAGAAAAGUUGCUCAAUAACUGCUGGACAUAUUCACCAUAUUAAAAUGAAAGGAAAAGAACAAUGUGGCGAUGUUGUGUUCGUAUGAUUCCUUAUGAAUUAUAAUGUGUGAGAAAACAAUGUUUAAUAUAUAUGUUUAAUUAUAAUGAGUUUACAUGUUGGAGGGUCAAGACAAAUAAAUAACUCUGUAUGGAUUAUGCAAUAUCAAA